Hirsutella rhossiliensis is the source of this 2748-nucleotide messenger RNA. RefSeq names its product altered inheritance of mitochondria protein 21 domain-containing protein. The coding region runs from base 1 to 2748 and encodes 915 amino acids. The record is from RefSeq and is a predicted model, not a curated record. The transcript has 2 exons. Lineage: Eukaryota; Fungi; Ascomycota; Sordariomycetes; Hypocreales; Ophiocordycipitaceae.
AUGUCAGCCGCAGCCACGCAGCAGACGCCCGCCGUGCCGCCCCGUCCGUCCAGGACCAUGGACAAGGAGGGCACGGGCACAAUGCCCAAGAUCCCGCCGCGCCCGGCCCAUAAGCACAUCGAUCGCUCCGUUUCGCCCAAUCCCGAUCGCUUCGCUCCCUCGCCGCUCAGCGGCGGCGUCACCGUCAAGCCGGCCAACCGCGCCCAGUUGCUUGGCCCGAGAGAACGAGCCGACGAGGCCAUCGACCGAUCCGGCAGCGUUCCCAUGCCGUCGGUGGGCGAGGAGGGCGUCGAGUACAGCGCCGUUGCCGACGAAAUGAAUUACGAGGAGCGCCGAUCGUCGUCACCCGAACAGACCCGCACCGUUGGCGAGGACCUCAAGCUGCAUGCCCCGAAGCCGUCGCUUCCGGCCGCCAGCGCCAAGCAGCAGGUCAUGGCCGUCACCCGUACCGACUCGGACCGGGCCGCCUCGUUUGGCAUUGGCAGGCCCGGGAGCACCGCAGGCGAGCGCUCCGCUUCCCGCAACAGCAACAGGAAGAGGCCUGGCAGCAGUUACUCGGCCCACAGCGAUCACCACACGGACGACGAGCAAGGCAUCCCCGAAAUCGGGCAGCGGGUACCCAUGAACCCGCACCUGGGGGACGUGCAGGCCCCAUCGCCUGGCCCCGGCGCCACCUCAGAGGGCGCCAACAAGAGGCACCACGGCCGCAAGCUCAGCGCCCGCGGCCUUCCUCCGGGGAGCUAUGGCCUGCAUGGCCAUGGCGUCGCUCCACAGGACAAACUUGACAAGGCUUACUACCAGAAGCACCCGGAAGUACUUGAGAGGGAGCAGCACACGCCGCUGCACGACCGCCAAAACGACUUUGCAAUGAGCAGUUCCGACUUGAACAAGUUGGUCAGAGACACGGCCAGCCGUCAGUCUGCUCCGGGCAAUGCUGAGCUCCGUGGAACCCCAACCGAAGAAGUCGCUUUUCAAGCGAGCGAGGAGUACACGUCUCGCAUUUCCUCGUCCCGCCCGGCAUCAGCAGCCCCUUCCCAAAAGGCUGCAGCACAUGCCGAUGCCACUUCUCCCGACGCCGAAAUGCCCAUUCACGUCGACGACGCUAGGCAUCCUGAGCUUUACUCAUGUGGCGACGAAGACAAUGUCGUCGCCGAGGAAGAACAUGAGUACAGUGCUCCGAUUCUCGCUCCGGAUCAAGUCAGCAAGGAUCCCAGCGCCCAGCUCCAGCACCCGGCCAUUCACCCUCACCAGGAACGUCGUGACAGCCUGGAGGCCGAGGAGCCAUCAAGUCGACCUACUAGCCGCUCAGGCCACAACCGCGCCCCCAGCUACCAGCGGCCCGAAUUCGGCUCAACGCCGUUAGAAGACGUCGAAGAGUAUGAGCCGCUUUUCUCCGAGGAGAUCAAGGAGGAAAAACAAAAGCAGGAGCCUGCGGAUGAAAACCAGCUUCGCCAUCACUUCCCCAGCCGUGAUGUCUGGGAAGAUGCUCCCAGCAGCGUUCACUACACCGCUGAAGUGUCAACGCCUGAGCAACCCGAGCAAGUCAUGAGAAGACCCUCGACACAGCACGAAGAUCGGCCAAUCACUCCGGCGCAGGCUUUUGCCCAGUAUCAAGAACAGCUGGCGGAGAAAGAAGCCACCGGCCGCACCAACUCGUUGCCCCUCUCCGAGGAGAAGCCCACAUGGAUUAGCCACCAACCGCAUCUGUCGCCUAAAAAGGUUGGCAGGCCUCCGCUGGCACAUAGGUUCCCCAGCCGAGACAUCUGGGAGGAGACUCCAGAGAGUCAGCUCCAGGAGGCCGUCGUGUCCGCCUCGCCCACGGAAGGAGACAAUCCAGACUCCGCUGCCCGCCUGACGAAAAAGCCUUCCGACCCGUCUGAAUCGCCAGCCGUACCAGACCGUCCCAGGCCAAGGCAAAGUAGUGGCGACAACUCGGCCAAGCCGAGGCCCCCGGUAUCUGACAAGCCGAAGCCCAACAUCCCCCCACGGCCGACCAAGACCUCACCGGGAGAUCCUAGGGACACGUCCGUCUCCAAGUCGAAGCCCGCGGUACCUAGCCGACCCGUCGGCAGUAAAAUUGCCGCGCUUCAGGCAGGCUUCAUGAGCGACCUGAACAAGAGACUGCAGUUGGGUCCUCAAGCCCCUAAGAAAGAGGAGACCGCCGAAGACGAGGUAGGCGAGGAGAAGGAGAAGGCACCUCUGUCUGACGCACGCAAGGGGCGGGCCAGGGGCCCGCAGCGUAGAGCGCCAGCGGCCAAGACACCCGCCGCAGCAGCCACAUCGUCCGCGGUGCAGGCACCCGUCAUUGCUUUGACUCUCUCUAUACCGCAGACAUCUUGGUCCCUUGACCCUGACGAUGGCGACAUCGCCGUCGGAACGGAGAAUGAAGCAACACCGGACACGAGCACGGAGGCUGAAGAAUGCCCGGAGCCAGCUCAUGUGGACGGGGCGCAAGUAUCCGGUGGUAGCCGAUCACAGCCCGUCCUCGUGGAAGAGCCCCAAACUAUAGACCUCUCCCAUGGCACAACGAAGGUCGAGCAGGGGGGCGAGCGGGAAACACUCACACAGUCAAGUCACGCCGAGGGCGAGAAGAACGCUGAAUCAAAGGCGAAAGAGGAGCCGGUGAUGGAGGAGAAGACGCUGGUCGCAAACAUGGCUGGAGAGAGCGUGUUGGAGACGACCGUGGAGAAGGCCAAGGAUGGGAACGAGGUUGAGCCGGUGGAGGUACACGACGAUGUCAAGGCUUAA